Molecule: messenger RNA, 2859 nt
Organism: Sporisorium graminicola
Lineage: Eukaryota; Fungi; Basidiomycota; Ustilaginomycetes; Ustilaginales; Ustilaginaceae
Exons: 1
Coding region: 1-2859 (952 amino acids)
Biological process (GO): DNA replication-dependent chromatin assembly; nucleosome assembly
Cellular component (GO): nucleus; CAF-1 complex
Molecular function (GO): protein binding
Source: RefSeq, a predicted model, not a curated record
AUGGUCCGCUCCGUCACCUUCGAGAUUCGGUGGCACGACACACAGCCCAUCUACAGCUGCUCCUUCCAACCUCUCCCAGCAAACCAUCUCAGGCGCGUCCUUGACCAUAAUAUGGGCCAGGCCGCCGGUCUGGCCCCUGGAAAAGGCUUGUCAGAGAUCGACCCCUUGACGGCAGCCUCCACCUCUACUCCCGUAGCAUCUUCGUCCAGGCUCGCCCAACCACCCGUCAUGGCCGGCGGUCAAAGCUGGAGGCUCGCUACCGCUGGUGGUGAUAACAAUGCGCGAAUCUGGAUGGUACAUCCCAACAUCCCUUCUCCUGCUGCAAUGGCCAGCGCGGCUGCGGUCUCCGGCUCCACCGUCGUCGCACCGCAUCCCCCUCGCGUCGAGUACCUCGCCACUCUCCAAAGACACUCGGGUGUCGUCAAUGUCGUGCGAUUCUGCCCCAAAGGCGAGUUGCUUGCAACUGCUGGCGACGAUGGAAACGUCCUCUUUUGGGUGCCCAGUGACCGCAGCAGGCCUGGCUUUGGCGACGUCACUACCUCUCUCGAAGGCGAGAGCCAAUUCGAGAAAGAGUUUUGGCGGGUCAAACUCAUGUGUCGCGCUACUCAACAGGAACUUUACGACAUGGCGUGGAGUCCCAAUGGCGAGACGCUAGCCGUCGGCGGCACCGACUUUGUUGCGCGCAUCAUCAACGUUCAGGACGGACAUGUCAUCCGCGAGAUCUCGGAACACAACCACUACGUACAAGGGAUUGCCUGGGAUCCUCUCAAUGAGUUCAUCGCCACUCAGAGCAGUGACCGCACCGUCCACGUGCACAACCUCCAAACACGUCGCCACGAUCGCGAUCGCGAUCGCGACCGGGAAGGAAACGCAGCAGCAAGCUCUACAGACUCCUCCAUCACCUCGUCGCAGCUCGUCAGCAAGAAUGCCAAACUCGACUUGCAUCGCAGGAACGGCAGCGCUGGCGGUCUCGUGUGGGACCCGCACUACUCCAAGCCUGCUUUGCCCAGGCGCACCAGCAGCCACGCAAGCCAAGCCAGCGAUGGAGAAGGCACAAGAGAGAGCUUUGUCGCCAGUCUGAGAGGCAGGUCAAAGCGUGGAAGCACUCCCAUCGAUCCUGCGCACACCAGCGCUGCCGUAGCUCGAGCCAGCACUCCAUCGGCAGCCGCACUUUCUUCCGUCGCUUCCACCUCUUCUGUCGCCGGAGCACCUCUCGCCGGGCGUGCCAGUACCCCAACACCGGCAGCCUCGGUACCGCCCAGCCCCUUUUCGGGCAACAGCGCCGCCGUAGCCGCUCACGCCAUGAACCCACCGCAGACCACCCCCAGUCGCCGAUCCAGCUUCAGUGGCAGCAACUUUGAUCUUGGUUCGCCCCCGACAAGCACCACCUCGCUCGCGCCCGCUUCCACUCUGGGCGGCUCGCACAGCGUCAAGCCCCCAACUGGUGCUACCGAGCACGGUCUGUCGGCGACCAGUGGAGCUGCUCCGAGCGAUGCUGGCCGCAGGGCAGGCAGUGUGAGCCGUUCGGCUUCGCGCACUCGCAGCAUCCGCUCUCCUUCGCCCAUACCACCUCUCCCCGCCAUUCGAGCUCCACCAUCCCCUAAGCAGCGCAUACAAGCAGCUGCUGCUUCCGGUCUCGGAGGACCGUUGGCCAAAGCAUCGAUGCGUCUGUACGGUGAUGAAAACUUCAGCGGCUUCUUCCGUCGUCUCUCUUUCAGUCCCGAUGGUGGCUUGCUCGUGACGCCCAGCGGUAUCUUUGAUCCACCUCCACCCCCAGCAUCUCCCACAAUCAACAUCUCGCCCAGAAAGAGCCCUGCGACGCUCAACCCCGCCACUGCCGCUGCUCAAGCUCAGCCCUCGACCAGCCCUCAAUUGGGUGCCGCCAAUAAGAGUGCUGUCUAUCUGUAUGCGAGGGGCAAUCUCUCCCGUUCCAACGCUCCGAUUGCGGUUCUUCCUGGGCACAAGACGGCAACGUUAGUCGUGCGCUUCUCCCCGAUAUUGUACGAGCUGCGCAAGACGCCUCGUGCUUCGUCGGCAGCAGAGGACGAUGUAGGCAUUGCACCUCACCCGACCAUCCCGCUCGAGGCUGGCAAACAAAAGACCGUCUCACUCCAGACAGACGCUUCCAAAGCCGUCUUUUCGCCGCAGCUUGGUGCAACGUCAUCCAAGGAUGCAUCCUUGCCAACCGCGUCGCCAUCGCUGUCAGACAAGACAUCGCCGCAGAUACCACGUCAAGACGCUCGCCCUGCACCGCGUGGCAUCAGCGUCAUCGGGCUGCCCUACCGCAUGGUCUAUGCUGUCGCGACGCAGGACAGCGUGUGGAUCUACGACACACAGCAGACCGGCCCAAUCUGCUGUUUCAGUAACAUGCACUACGCCAGCUUUACCGAUCUCACCUGGUCGCCCGACGGUCAGACGCUCAUGAUGUCUUCCACCGACGGCUACUGUUCCGUCGUCGUGUUUGACUAUGCAGAGCUGGGUGUGCCGUAUGCCUUCUCCGCCCAACCUGCUCUCAAGGCGCCCGCACCUGGUGUUCCUGCACCUGCGCACAUCGCAGAGGGCAAGUCGACAGGAUCUGCGCCCAACACGCCCAAAAUGGCGAGCCCAGCUAUGCUUGCCCCUGCCGCAGCUGUGGGUUCUGCUGCUGAAGCAUAUGCCUCGGCUAUUGCGUCUGCUUCCGGAUCAGGUUCUGCAUCGACACCGGCCGGGCUUGGCCUUGCUGGCCUUGCGAUACCGGCUCAGUCUUCAGCACCGGUGACUGCGGCUAGUGGAAGCGAGUCAACACCAUCAGAUGCAUCCGAAGCUCCUAGGAAGAAACGUAGGAUCGCACUUACGUUGGAACGUCCUCUUGGCUCCUGA